UAGAAAAUCAAGAUGGCGUCGACAUAGAAAAUUAAAUUUUUUACAUUCUGUGUCUACCUUGCGUAGUCGUUUUUGUUAUUGAUAUCAAUUACUAAUCUGUGACAAAAUGAGCGAGGAAGAUAUGUUUUACUGCUCAUUUGUUAGUAUACAUUAUAUUAUCUGUGAGUGUGGAGAAACUUUUCCAACAGAGGAUGCGUUGAAAAUACAUUUAGAAAAAGAACAUCCACACAAGAAAGAAAGGAAAGAAUAUAAAUGUGGAGUGUGCGAAUCAAUCUUCCCCACGGAACAACAAUGUAUCGCCCACUACGAGUCGACUCACAUCGACGUGAAGCAAGAACACGACUACGUGGAGAGGGAUGAGGAGAGCACCGAACUCGAAUAUGAAUACUAUCAGGAACAUGAGACGCGCGAUACAAUUUACAGGGUCGUGUGUGAAGUUUGUGGACAGCUGUAUUAUGAGAACUGCAGUCACGAAUGUCCAUCAGAUACAACGAAGAAGUUCACGCCAUACAAGAUCCAGCGCUUGAAGAAAGACUACAAGACGCGCCCGAAGAAAGUAGUGUGUGAAGUGUGCGGGAAGCAUUAUGCGUCUAAUGCGGCGCUUCGGUAUCAUCAGCGGGUGCACACUGGAGAGCGGCCGUACAAGUGCUCCGUCUGCGAGAAGAGCUUCACAAUGCCGCUGUUCCUACAGAUCCACAUCCGCACGCACACCGGCGAACGUCCGUACAAAUGCCAGGCCGAAGGAUGUGCCAAAGCGUUCAGCAACAAGGCAGCUCUACUCAGACACGAUAGGGUGCACACCGGGGCGAAGCCCUACGAGUGUCCUCAGUGCGGCAAGGCGUUCACGCAGUCCAACUCUAUGAAGCUACAUGUCCACACUGUUCAUAUGAAACUACCUACCCCCUACAAGAGCAAGAAUAGACUGCACAUGGCAAGAAUGCGACAAAUGCGCGCCACAGGCGUGCAAACGGAAGACAUAGCAGCUGUAGAGAGCAUAGUUAGCAUACCGGAAACGAGUCUCAGCGAGGCGGAAAUGCAACUCUGCAAACCGGAAAUCAUGUACGAAGUCGAUAAGGAGGAAGUUACAUACGAGAUUGUCUAUGAAGAUUAGUGAGGAAGACUAUUUAGCAUAUAGCGCUCUUAAUAAAAUAAUGAGCUAUUUCAAAAUUGUUAAUUUGUGGCAGUCGUCGGAAAACUAAUAUUUGUUUGCUGCCUUUUUUUGAAGUUGCUAUAAAAUUGAGCUUAUUAAAGAUAGGUUAAUAAACCUAUAGCAUGAAAAAGGGAAAAAACUAAAAGAUCGCAAACAGAAAUUGGUUGUUUGUCGAUUGCCACAAAUUGGCUAUUUUGGAAUGGGUCAUUGUUUUAUUAAGAGUGCGAUAUGGUUAAUAAAAACAGCAAUAGACUGAGUUGCAAUAAGGGUCUUCUUUUAAAUUGUAAUUCGUAGUUUCGGAUGACGGAUACGUUUUGUAACUACGAAGUGUUACGGAUCCGAUCCGUUCAUCGCGAUAUUUCAGACAUGGAAUUUGUAAGAACUUAGGGGCCUUCAAGUAUUAC
Molecule: messenger RNA, 1554 nt
Organism: Manduca sexta (tobacco hornworm)
Lineage: Eukaryota; Metazoa; Arthropoda; Insecta; Lepidoptera; Sphingidae
Product: zinc finger protein 658B
Exons: 7
Coding region: 107-1111 (334 amino acids)
Biological process (GO): regulation of transcription by RNA polymerase II
Cellular component (GO): nucleus
Molecular function (GO): RNA polymerase II transcription regulatory region sequence-specific DNA binding; DNA-binding transcription factor activity, RNA polymerase II-specific
Source: RefSeq, a predicted model, not a curated record